This is a messenger RNA of Funneliformis mosseae, 420 nucleotides long. The record is from the annotation of a GenBank genome assembly. Lineage: Eukaryota; Fungi; Glomeromycota; Glomeromycetes; Glomerales; Glomeraceae.
AUGAUUUUAUCAAUAUUAUCAGUUGUUCAAACAUUAAAACUAAUUUAUAAAACAAAAUUAGAGAAAAAUUAUGAUAUUAAUUUUGAUGAUUUAUAUGAUGAAAUUAAUAAUAUUAUUAUUAAUGAUGAUAAUGAAAAUAUGAAUGGAGAUUUUUCUGAUGAAUUAGAAGAAGAAAAUGAAACUUUAGGUUAUAUAGAAUUGGAUGAAACAAGCAAUAAACCAGUCAUUAUUAAGCCUUAUAAAUAUAAUUUAUGUAAAAAAAUAAAGAAAAUUAAUUAUAAUGAAUUAUUAAGAAAAUCACAGAAUAUCUCUAAAGAUAUAUUACAAAAAUCUCAACCAGCUGCAAAUUUUCAUCUAAUAAUUAAAAGAUUAAAUCAAAAUGAAGAAUCAGAAGUGCUAUCAACUGCUAGAAACAAUUAG